AUCGAAUGUAGUAGAAACGUCAAAUUAUACAACAGCCAAAAAAGUUCAAUCGGGAGCUGCAAUCAUUGCGUUUAUUAUUGCGUGAAUAAAGUUAUAAAAUAUCACCGUUCCAUUGCAGCAUCGCUCGCACGGAUAGUGGCAAACGCUUUGCACCAUUCCUGACCGUUGGCAUCCAGUCGCUCGACAUUUUGAUUGUGAGAGCAUCGAUUUCAGCGGGCAGCAUCCAUCUUGAUAACACAACCUUGCGCUAGCAUGUUUACAGUAAACACACAUCAGCACCAAAUACUGUUUCACCUGUCUCAGAUUACGCCACGACAUAGCAGCAUUGCCUUCAAGAAGCACCAUAGACACCAUCAACACCAUCAGCAGCAGCAGCAGCCUCAGCAGGGAAGGGAAGCAGUAUCUCAGCUAGCGCAGCAGGAUUUUGUGCCACGCUUGAAACAAUCGCUCGUCACGUUUUACACCGAUGCGUUCCGCAGCUCAGUCGAGCCGUCUCCGGCGGGAGCAGCGCCCGCGCAAGUGCCGUCGGAGGAGCUGUACCGGCUGAAGUUACCCCGCCGGUUGGAGCGUAAUUUGCUAAAGCACUUCAGCCAGGUGGAGCUGCUGGGUAGCAUCAAGGAAAGCACGCCCUGGAGUUUGAACGUUACGCCCAAGGUAAAGCAUGGAAAGCGUGAUGCAAUCGCUGAGACUGUGUCGUUCAGUGGUGAAUCGGUGCAGAAAAUUGUCCGCAGUCUACUGGCGCAGCCCACCAGCUGGAACACUGUCCAGCAGCGUGGCUUUAAGACGGUUCGUUCGAUAAGCGCCGAACUCAAGCGCAAUCCGGCUCUGUACACACGCAUGAAGGAUGCAUUGGGUAAUCCAGCACCGCCAAUCUCGCACAAGUACGACCCGGUGGCGUACUCAGCACAAACCAUUGCCCCGUCGGCACAUGGCGAGCCACUGAAUAAGCUUUUGGCCGACGAUCCGAUGCUGUCGGACGAGCAGCGACAGCGGUUGAAGAUUGCUUUCGCCGAAGGCUACCUCACCGCAUCCCAUCCGGAUCAGCAGAACCGCUCUGGCAAGGCGAUGAAGUAUUUGAAAUUCUUCCAGCAGCUGCUAAUCAUCGUCGUGUUUAUCGGCAUCUUCAUCAGCAUGUUCGCAUCGCCGAAUGGAUCCGUGUUCAGUAGAAUACAAAUCGGCAAUCAGGUGGAAGUCGAUCCCGAGGACAUUACCGUGACGUUUGAGGAUGUGAAGGGCUGCGACGAAGCAAAGCAGGAGCUGAAGGAGGUGGUUGAGUUCCUGAAAAACCCGGGCAAAUUUAGCAAUCUAGGUGGCAAGCUGCCCAAGGGUGUGCUGUUGGUAGGACCGCCCGGGACGGGAAAGACGCUGCUUGCCCGUGCCGUCGCCGGAGAGGCUGGUGUGCCAUUCUUCCACGCUGCUGGGCCAGAGUUCGAUGAGGUUCUAGUUGGACAGGGAGCACGCCGCGUUCGUGAUCUUUUCAAGGCCGCCAAGGAGCGUGCGCCAUGCGUAAUCUUUAUCGAUGAAAUCGAUUCCGUCGGUGCGAAGCGUACCAACUCGGUGUUACAUCCGUACGCGAACCAAACGAUCAAUCAGCUGCUGUCGGAAAUGGACGGCUUCCAACAGAACGAGGGCGUGAUCGUGCUGGGUGCAACGAACCGACGCGAUGAUCUUGACCAAGCGCUGCUGCGACCGGGCCGUUUCGAUGUGGAGGUGGUGGUGCCGACGCCCGACUUUACCGGACGGAAGGAAAUUCUCAAUUACUAUUUGGGCAAAAUUCUUAGCCGGGAGAUCAACAUCGAUCAGCUUGCCCGAGGGACGACUGGAUUCACGGGAGCGGACAUUGAGAAUAUGGUCAAUCAGGCGGCUUUGCGCGCGGCAAUCGACGGAGCUGAAACGGUGUCGAUGAAACAUUUGGAAAAUGCACGCGACAAGGUACUUAUGGGACCGGAGCGAAAGUCGCGUCUGCCGGACGAGGAAGCCAACAAAAUUACUGCAUACCACGAAGGUGGACAUGCCAUAGUUGCUUACUAUACAAAGGAAUCCCAUCCACUACAUAAGGUUACAAUAAUGCCGCGUGGCCCAUCGCUCGGCCAUACCGCUUACAUACCGGAGAAGGAACGCUAUCAUGUAACCAAGCAGCAGCUGCUCGCCAUGAUGGACACGAUGAUGGGCGGUCGUGCGGCGGAGGAAUUGAUUUUCGGAGCGGACAAGAUUACAUCCGGUGCCAGCAGUGACCUGAAACAAGCCACCUCGAUUGCGGCCCACAUGGUCAAGGAGUGGGGCAUGUCCGAGAGGGUUGGCCUUCGCACGAUCGAAGGUCCGAAAGGGUUCGGACAGAAUGAGGUACUCUCACCAUCGACGAUCGAAAGCGUCGAUAACGAGAUCAAGAAGCUGCUGAACGAAAGCUACGAACGAGCAAAGGCGAUCCUGAAGCAACACGCCAAGGAGCAUAAGGCACUGGCGGAAGCGCUGCUAAAGUACGAAACACUGGACGCGGAGGAUAUAAAAGCGAUCAUGGGAGGUGAAAAGCUGGCAGCUGAAGAGAAUUAGGGCAGCGGGCAGAUCGCGCGAAUCAAUGCGAGAUCGGAAGGUGCACAGGGUAGAUGAAGGCCGUCGCACCAGGACGACAUGCAAAAGGCAAAUUUCUUACCGAUUGGGAUGAAGUGUGUGUGUGUGCGUGUGUGCUGGAUAUCAGCCCAAUGCAAACGGGUUGCAGACAACAUCCAAACUCACAUAUAAAACCCACAUCCUUCUGCACGCUUCUAAACGAUCUUGCAAAGUAAACUAAAGCGGUAAGCAGCCAGUCUUUAAGGCAAAUAACAGUGCCCGCUUCUUCUUUUUUAACGCCUUUUAGUGAAGGUGUAGUGUUACAAAACCGCUUGAUGAUAGUGUAAUGUCGAUUGGAUCGAGGACUAAUAUUGCUAGUAAGUGAUUCAAAUUGAAAAUAAAAAAGGGAAAUCUAAAUCGACACCCAGCGUGAGAACACAUGUUAGCGAUCCAAUGUGAAGUUAUGAACUAUUACAUUAAAAAACAAAAACAAAAUACAAAAAAACGAUAUAUGCAAGCGUGUAUAUAUACAUAUUAUUUCUUAGGUGGCACGCUUCGUCAAAAAUAUUCAAAGGCCCACAAAUGUCUGGUAGUACAUGGAAGCCGAACGAACGUUACAAUGAACAUUCAGCGCUGUCCCGAACAAGAACGCGCUUUGCAUUGCUUUAGGUAUGAAAAUAAAGUACUGUUAUCAAGAAUUGAGUUGGAAA
Anopheles merus is the source of this 3257-nucleotide messenger RNA. It is a transcript of the gene YME1L, whose product is annotated as ATP-dependent zinc metalloprotease YME1L. Gene Ontology annotation, biological process: protein quality control for misfolded or incompletely synthesized proteins; mitochondrion organization. Gene Ontology annotation, molecular function: metalloendopeptidase activity; ATP-dependent peptidase activity; ATP binding. Bases 253 to 2550 code for a protein of 765 amino acids. NCBI's taxonomy places the organism in Eukaryota, Metazoa, Arthropoda, Insecta, Diptera, Culicidae. Gene Ontology annotation, cellular component: mitochondrial inner membrane. The transcript is spliced from 8 exons. The record is from RefSeq and is a predicted model, not a curated record.